CUGAUGCAUUCGUCGUCCGUCUGGGAUGUCUGCGCUCACUCCGUUUGCGACGCAUCUUUGUAUGUCCAGUGGGCUUGUCGGAGCUACAAGAGCUGCAUCUCGAUCGUGCCUCGUACCCGGGAUGGUCGUUUGCGUCUCUCUUGGACGUUUUGCGAGCUUGUCCUGAUCUCACGUCCCUUUUGCUCUUCGCCACACUCGACAAUCGGGCAACCGCCCGACUGUCUGCAGACCGCGACGUGCGACCAAUGUGCUGCUCUUCUGACCUUACUCCGGAUCCCACUGAAGACCCGCUUACAACUGCACCCAGUACUAUUGAGAACUGCUUCACAAGCCGAAGCGGUUCUCGAGCCCAUACGCGACCACAUCAUCACAACCGUCAAUGAGCAGCGCCCGGAGAUGUUAAUGAUCACUACCCUGAACCAGUCCCGCUUCCAGAAGUGUUCCUUCUCGCUCGUAUCUCCAAGAUUUUCCCUGACAAGCGGGAGGGAGUCGAGUCCUGACUCUCCUGUGUUUGCGAUAGAUGGAUACGGAGAGUCUGCAGGCCAGAUGCACGAGGUGUCUCAAGCGGUACUCAAUGCCAUUCCCCUACUCACCGUCUCUGAGCUCGAGGCACGGGCAGCUGAUCUACCUUCCAUGGCCUGGGACUCCAUCGUCUCUGCCCUCCCGGCCUUGGAGAUCGUCAGACUCGCAGCAGAUCAUACCGGCGCUGGCGUGUGCGCAGCAUUGCGGAGCUGUCUUCCUCAAACUUUGGGCGUCAGGGAGAUCCAAGUGUGCGUCCCGCUCGACCUGGAGCCUUACGUCUUGCGGCGCCCCUGGGACGGCCCGGCGAGUUGGGUCCAAGCCUUGACGCGCCUCCUUGUAGCGUACCGAGACCAUGGGCGUUGGCUGGCUCGCCUGAAGCUUGAUGCAGUCACUCUGAAUGGCUUGGCGGAGAGCGAACAGGGCGAGUUGAAGGAGCUCGUGGGUGAGUUGGGGGAGCUGGUGCUCGUCGAUGAGACUUGAUGCCCGUCAGGUGGCCUGUCUUGGCCCGAAUAAUACAUUAUCGUUGUAUGUACCGUCUUGAUACUUGGUUGUGCCUGUCUUGAAUCCCAUGUGUACCGUUUAUGAAGUAGAAGUCACAGUAUCGUAUACAUUUUCAGCCCUUGCAGCGGCUCAUAGUCAUAGCUUCGAUUCUGCCUCAACGCGCGCGCAAGUCCCGCAGGCGACUCACCACAUCACCCAUCCCACCCAUAGAAUCGUCACCCGACAACGGUGCGCCGCCUCCAGAUACAUUCCACUCCCCGCUCCACCCCGCUUCCCGCCGGUACGUUCCCGAGAGCGGGCUAAGCCCUUCACGCGGACCCUUCCCAGCAGCACCCGCGUGCGACACAGCGUCCGAAUCCAAGUCGUCCGAAUCCAAGUCUGAGUCCGAAUCCGAGUCCGUAGUCAUGGUGGGAUCCGCAGGUGUGCGUAGAAUGGCGAGUGGCAAGAUGGGUCGCCGAGCCGGGAUCGAGGGAGGGCUCGGUGCUGGUGCAGGACGCUCGUGGGCGUCCGGGUCUGGCGUCCGGACGCGAGGCGCUGUAGCUACGCGAUGCGACGAAGGAGAACUGCUGACGGAGAGCGGGCGAAGCGACGAGUUGGUGGACGAGCUCGACAAGGUGCCCCAUCCCUGCUGCACUGCGGCGACUGCAGCAGCAUACGGCGGCCCUCUCGGCACGGACGCGCCUGCGGCCUGCCUGGCCAGAACGUAGUGCGGCGCCUUCCUCGGCGCCGCCGACGCAGAUGCAUAUCGGUGCCCAACAUCAGAGACACCCUGUGAGCUUCGAGUUCCCGGAACAACCCACUCAGCGGGCGGCGUCGACGGCCCGCGCAUCUGGUGACCCUCCUCAUGCGACAUCCCGGCGGUGAGUGAUCCCUUCCCAGAGCUGCCAGAGACUGAUUCCGUCGCAUGGUGCCGGCGCGGGACGUCCAGCCCCCGCACGGUGCUGACGUUGUGCACGGGAUCCAACGCCCCGAGCAUAGACGACACGAUAGCUGCCGAUGGAGCCUGGUGGCGGGGCCCCUCUCGGUGCGUGGCGCGGGAGCCAGGGCGCUGGGACGGAGUGUCCUCCACGCGCAGCUUCUUGUCGUGGCUUUUCAGGAAGCGAUCGAGUCGACUCGCAGUGGGUGCCGCUGUGUCUUGCUUUCCUAGCAUGGGCGACUCACUGAUCCCCCGGGUAUGGCCCCUGCUUCUACGGUUCCCUGUUCCGUGUGCUGCGCGUCCUGUGCCGCCGUCCGCCUCAGAUCCCGUUAUGGCCUUGGUGGUGGAGGACCACCGGGAGAACAUGAUAACCCCGUGCUGCCGUUGAGAGCGGUGGAUUGAAGUGGGAUGGGGUGAAGACGCGUGGGAGAACCGCUACGGGCGCCAUGGAAG
Messenger RNA from Mycena citricolor, 2392 nucleotides. Lineage: Eukaryota; Fungi; Basidiomycota; Agaricomycetes; Agaricales; Mycenaceae. The record is from the annotation of a GenBank genome assembly.